Messenger RNA from Camarhynchus parvulus, 4682 nucleotides. It is a transcript of the gene NECTIN3, whose product is annotated as nectin cell adhesion molecule 3. The coding region runs from base 182 to 1891 and encodes 569 amino acids. Gene Ontology annotation, biological process: heterophilic cell-cell adhesion; homophilic cell-cell adhesion. The record is from RefSeq and is a predicted model, not a curated record. The transcript has 10 exons. Lineage: Eukaryota; Metazoa; Chordata; Aves; Passeriformes; Thraupidae. Gene Ontology annotation, cellular component: adherens junction; apical junction complex.
UCCCUGCGGUGGGUGGUGCGGCCCGUUCUGAGAGGGCGGGAGCGCCGCGCCCCGCCCCGCUCAGUGACACAGGCUCCGUGUGGGGAGGCGCCGGCGGCGCGGGCAGUGGGGCCGGGUGGGACUGACCGGGCGGGACUGACCGGGCGUCGUAGCGGCGGCGACUGCGAGCCGAGCCCGGAGCAUGGCAGGGGCUGGAGCCGCUGCGGAGGCUGCUGCUGGUUUCUCUCCUUCGCCGCCUCCUCCCGCCCGCCGGGGACUUUUCCUAGCGGCUGGUGGCGGUGCCUCCCCCCGGUGGUGGCAGCGGCGGCGGCGGCUGCUGCGUUUGGCGGUGCCUCCCGGGCCAGGGCUGGGGCUCCUGGGGCUGGUUUUCUCUCGUUUCUGCUGCAGUGCCUUAGCUGGACCAGUUGUUGAUCCACAUGUGACAGCAGUUUGGGGGAAGAAGGUUGCACUGAAAUGCAUAAUUGAUGUAAAUGAAACAAUAACACAAGUUUCUUGGGAGAAGAUAUAUGGUAAAAGUUCACAGACUAUUGCUGUUCAUCACCCUGAAUAUGGAAUAUCUGUUCAAGGAGAAUACCAAGGAAGAGUGGCAUUUAAAAACUACUCACUUACUGAUGCAACAAUCAUCUUAAAAAAUGUAAGCUUUUCUGAUGCAGGAGAAUAUGUUUGCAAGGCAGUUACAUUCCCGCUUGGAAAUACGCAGUCGUCAACAACUGUAACAGUAUUAGUUGAACCUGUUGUGAGCUUAAAGAAAGGACCAAACCCUCUAAUAGAUGGUGCAAAUAGGACAGUAGCAGCCACUUGUACAGCAGCCACUGGAAAACCUGCUGCGCAGAUUGUCUGGGAAGGAGGGCUUGGUGAAGCGGAAUCCACCCCUACUUUGUUUUCAAAUGAAACAGUGACAGUUGUAAGCCACUAUAUGAUUGUCCCUACACGAUUUGCAAGAGGAAGACACAUAACUUGUAUUGUGAGGCACCCUGCCUUUGAAAAGGAGAUGCGAUACCCUUACGUGUUGGACAUACAGUAUGCCCCAGAAGUUUCAGUAACUGGCUAUGAUGGAAACUGGUUCAUUGGAAGGGGAAAUGUUCAGCUCAAAUGUAAUGCCGAUGCAAAUCCAUUACCUAUGGAAUUUAUGUGGACCAGGUUGGAUGGACAGUGGCCUGAAGGAUUGUUGGCUGUUAACAAUACUCUGCAAUUCAGCAGCCCUCUGACUUAUAACUACACUGGGACUUACAUCUGUAAGGUGACUAAUGCUCUUGGUCAGAAAAGUGAUCAGAAGACUAUCUACAUAUUAGAUCCUCCUACUACUACCACUCGACUGCCCACGGUUCCCUGGCAUCCUUCGACUGAUGGCACCACAGGUUUAGCAACAGAACCUAGAAUAAUAAAUUUCCCAACAUCAACCUUGCCAACAAAGCAGGACGACACUUGGGAUGUGCCCUUUAAGCAGACAUCUUCUGUUGCUGUAGCAGGGGCUGUGAUUGGAGCAGUCCUUGCUCUUUUUAUCAUUACCAUCUUUGUGACAGUACUGCUUACCCCAAGGAAGAAAAGGCCAGCCUAUCUUGACAAAGUGAUUGAUCUUCCGCCAACUCACAAACCAGCCUCAUUUGAGGAGAGAACGUUGUCAGUGCCCCAGAAAGAAGCUAUGCUUCAGAAAGAACAUUUUACUUUGCAGAGCCAGUACAGAGAGAGAGAUGCUGGAAACUUGCAGCACAUGAAAGCUGUGAAUGGAAGGCAACUUACUUGUGGGGCUGAAGAGCCACAGGAGCAAGAGGGUCUUCAGCCUAUGUAUCCUGUUUAUCAGCAAACUCACUACAAAAAUUGGAGCAACAGAUACCCACAAAGCUCAGGACCUGGAAGAGCCUACAUCAAUACAAGGGAGCAUUAUGUAUGAUUCUGUACCCAGAUGUCUUUAACAAGGGGUUUGUUACCUGUUGACUCUAUGACCCUCAUAUCUUUUUGGCUUUCAUCUCUAAAAUAAUUGGGAGUUUUUAAGGUGUGAAAAAAAUAGAUGGAGAAUUUUAUACAGGUAAACCAUAUGGAAUUUAAAACCUGCCUCUAGUACUUGGUAUGUCUGUGUUUUUGUAGUAAUGUCAAUCUGCCAAAUGAGGAGAGCCACUUAGCUUUUUUAACGUUCACAGUCAUAAUCUGUGUAACCUGUAUUAAUUGUUUGGCACAUGCCAAAAUGUAGUUAAGCUUUUUUUGCUGGCUGUCUCUGGGAACAUUCUCUCUGGAUAUUUCACAAGAACCUUACCCAUAUAAAAGUGAAUAAAUAUGAGCAAGACAGCUGAAUCCCUUGUGACAUUAGCAGUUUCAGGCUGAGGCAUCUUAGCAACUUGAGAUAUGAAUUUGACUGGCUUAGCUAUUGAUUUCUCAACCAGCUCUACCUCUCUCAGUCAAAUGAACAACUAGACUACCUCUCAAAUACUGACUGCCUGGUCCAUAAACUCCACUGUUUGUCUUCCCAUCUUGUUAAAAGUGAAGCAAUUUCCUUACAUCAAAAGCUUUUGGUUGUCUAUUGAUUCUGCCUGUUGCUGGCUUUGGUUUUACACUUAGGUCUACAUGAAACUUAGUUGAAGGAGGUAGAUGACUAGGCAGACAGAACUUUCUGUAAGUGUCUUUUGUGAAGCUACAUCUGUUUUCCCAAAUAUGACUCCUAUUUUAGAUGCUGCAGAGUUUAUUUUCCUUGGUAAUAUAUACAUUCCUUGUUUUUUUCUUAGUUUACAACAAAACUGCCUGUGAUGUGUUCUUAUGUCUUAGCAAGAAAAGAAAAGCUUCAGUCAACUUCAAAUGCUUGUUAGCACUGUCCUUUAAUCUUAACCAGUAGUGUGAAGUAACUGGAGAAUGUCCUGACAUUACCAGUGCUAAAAGUAUCCCACAUGAAUCUUUUGUGUCUGUGGUAAUGCUUAAAAAAUGUGCUCAUGAUCUUUCUAGAAAAAUAAGUUUUCCUGUGAACUAAAAAGUAAAUAUUUAGCAAGUAAAAAUAUGUAUAUAAUGUGUUAGUGCUGAAAUGAGCUCAUAGGACAAUCUUGAAAUAUUUUAAGACAGUAGAAAAAUGGAUUGUGUCUAAAAUUUGCCAGAGAAACUUAAGAGACUUGAGUAUUCUCUAAGUACAUUAUGCACAUAAGUACAGAAUGAUGAUUUUCGGUCAGAUGACUUGAAGGACAAGAUGUUAAGAAUGCUUGGUGUCAUGCUGAACUACCUGUUGUACAGAACUGAAGAACUGAACAUUACUUCUGGGAUAUUAGUGUGUUUUUCUGCAGAUGUUUGAAUUUUUUUAGAGGCAAGAGUCAAGCUGUAGAAGCAGCAGAAUUGAAAGCUAGCAUAGGUGAGUGUGCUGCAGGCAGAGGGCUGUUGUUAAACCUUUAUUCAACCUGCAUUCAUCUCCAUCACAGUACAAGUUAAUGAGAUCUCUGUCCACAAUUGGGCCAGGUAAAUUAAAUUCUUCUAGUUUGUUACAGGUAGCAGCUAGAAGAUUAUGGCUUGGGUGCCUGUAUUCUGGACCCUGUAGAAGUAGGUAUUACCUGUUCUCUUGCUAAGCAGCUUUCUGUUAAAUGAUGUGGUUGAAGUUGACAGCUGAAGGAAUGGCAAAAAGAAAGGUUGGACAGAACCUGCUUCUUGGGAGGUAUCUUUGAAGCAUUGGCACCUUGCUUUUCUCUUAGGAACUGGGCACAUUCAUGUAAAUUGAGCAACUGUUUUCAAUUUUAAAGUUUCCUGCUGUAUUUGAGACCUAAGGAAGGGCUUGUGUCCCUCAAAACUGUUUUUCCGUAAUGUUAGUUUAAGUAGCUACCUCUUUACAUGAGCAUUGCCUCGCCUAUCCUUACAUUACUGCAGCUCCAAAAAGCAUCAGCUGUCAGAACAUUGAAAGAAAACAGUGUCAUGGCCAAAUGAAUGACAGAACAUGGAGAGGAACUAUACUGCUUAAGAUAAUUUGAUCAAUAUUACUGAGCAAAACUUGAUACCAAAAAUAUUUGAAUAGACAUUAUAGAAUGGCUCAAAACUGUUGCUGUGGCAGUGCUUCCUCUGCAUUCAUUAGUACAGUGUGGUAUUGAGCAGGUGAUCACUUCAAUCCUUUUUGCAAAAAAACCUUUUGGAUUCAGAAAAAAUUCUUCUACUGUUUUUAUAAUUAUUUGCAGAUACUUUCCUUUCUGGUUUGUUUUUGGUUUUGUUUUUUUUUUUUUUUUUGAAAGAGAUAAAACUUUAGGGGAAGGAAGAAAGCUAUUAACAAAGCUAUCAUUUUUUUUUAAUGUGUAAAAAUAGCUUAAAAAAUAAAAAUGUAAUCCAACUGUGUUGUCCAAGUUACAUAUCAACAAACUACAGAAAGCCUGAUUUGCAAACUACCCAUCAGGAUGUAGUUUGCCCUAAAGUCAUUAGGGAAAUACAUUACCACCAACAGGUUUGUUGUCUGUGAGAAAUGGUUUCUUUGUAAUCUAUUCAGGGACAUUUAGUAUAUUAAGUUUUUGAAAUGUUACUUUUGGUUUUAAGUGUACCUGAAUUUGGGGGGAGAGAUUUGUCAAAGAAUGCUCAGAAGAGAACAGAAAAAAUGUCUGCUAAUUCUCACUGAAAGGAUUGUACAUAUAGAAGUUUGAUCUGCUUUUAUAAGAUGUAGAAAAUGUCCUUUUAUAUUUUUGUACAUUUUUAAAUGCUUGUAUUUGUAAUUUGACUGGAAUAAAAACAUUCAAAAU